This is a messenger RNA of Durio zibethinus, 2431 nucleotides long. Its product is annotated as bifunctional TH2 protein, mitochondrial-like. NCBI's taxonomy places the organism in Eukaryota, Viridiplantae, Streptophyta, Magnoliopsida, Malvales, Malvaceae. The record is from RefSeq and is a predicted model, not a curated record. Gene Ontology annotation, cellular component: cytosol.
UCAUUAAUUAAUUGCCGACGUGGCACUCUUUACUUCUUUUCUCCCGUCCCUUCCAAGGAAACGAAGAAGAAACGAGAGAAAAGAAAGAACAGAUGAGACUCAUUCUUUUUUUAUUUCUCUCUCUCACGAGAACUCGAAGCUUCCUGCCAGUUGACUGCCGGCCUCUAAUCAAAUUCUCCUCUUUCAAACUUUUUCUUUUUCUAAAACAAAUAGUGUAUUAAAAAGAAAAUCAAACGUAUAAAUUAAUCCAUGAACCAACUCUCUUUUUUCAUUUUUUUUGGUAUCUAUUUGUUGCUCAGUCGAAAUCUACGAAACAUCUUUCCCUUCAAUUUCUUUGCUUCAAAACCAUCUCUUCCGAUCCGAUCAUCCAUAUUUUAUCGAAACGACGGCGUGGCGGAAGGAGGAAUGGGAGAGAUGGACGUUGAAGGAGGAAUCGCGAUGAAGUUAUGGAGCAAAUUUAGGAGCGAAUCGGUUUUUGUUAAUUACACUCCUUUCUUCGUUUGCUUGGCCGCCGGAAACCUAAACGGCGACGUUUUUCUGCAGUAUAUCUCUCAACAUGUUCAUUUACUUAAUGCCUUUGCUCACGCGUAUGAAUUAGCGGAGGAGUGUGCAGAUGUUGAGGAAGACAAGAAGGCAAUACGAAAGUUAAGGAAUUAUGUUCAGAACAAGCUUAAAUCACACGACUCUCUUGUCCGAGAAUGGGGCUUUGAACUCCCAGAACAGAGCACCUUGACAAAUGGUACAGUCAAGUAUAUGGAAUUUUUGUUGGCAACAGCCUCAGGUAGAAUUGAUGGCGCAAGAGUUCCCAGCAAACUUGCAACCCCUUUUGAGAAGACAAAAGUUGCUGCUUAUACACUUGGCGCCAUUGCCCCUUGCAUGAGGCUCUUUGCCUUUAUAAAUAAAGCAAUCCAAGCUCUUCUAGAUCCUAAUGAUAGCAGUCACAUUUACAAGAAGUGGAUUGAUCAUUAUUGCUCUCAAAAUUUUGAGGCUUAUGCUUUUCAAAUUGAAGAGUUGCUGGAUACGCUAAGCGUAUCUUUGACAGGUGAAGAGCUGGAUGUCAUAGAAAAGGUCUACUAUCAAUCUAUGAGACUGGAACUAGACUUCUUCUCUUCUCAACCGAUUAUGCAGGAAGCAGUGGUCCCUUUGUCUCAGAUGCUAGACCCUGCUGUGGGUGGCCAACUGACCAUAUUUUGUGACUUUGACUUGACAUGCACUGCUUUUGAUUCCUCUGCUAUUUUAGCCGAGAUUGCAAUCAUAACAAUGCAGAAGGCAGACCUUGACGGACCUGAAACCCAAUUUGCUUGGAUGUCAUCAGCUGACUUGAGGAGCACAUGGGAUGCUCUUUCUACCCAGUAUACUGAAGAAUUUGUACGGUGUGUAGACAGCAUCAUUCCAACUGAGACAGUGAAAAGUUUCAGUUAUGAAAGUCUCUAUGAAGCCCUAGAGCAAUUUGCAAAUUUUGAGAAGAAGGCAAAUUCAAGAGUGGUUCAGUCAGGUGUACUUAAGGGUUUAAAUCAAGAGGAUAUAAAAAAGGCAGGCCAAGGUCUGAUCCUUCCAGAUGGUUGUAAAGGUUUUUUUCAGAAAGUAAUGAAAAAUGAAAAUCUCGCCACUGCUGUACAUAUACUUUCUUAUUGUUGGUGUGGGGAUCUCAUUCGUUCUGCUUUUUUGUCAGGAGAUCUAAAAGCUUUGAAUGUGCACUCCAAUGAGUUAGCUUGUGAAGAGUCUAUCACCACGGGAGAGAUCAUUAAGAAGUUUGAGUCUCCCAUGGAAAAGCUUCAAGCAUUCAAUAACAUAUUAAACGACAAAGGCAAAGAUUGCCAGCACCUGACAGUUUAUAUUGGCGGUUCAGUUGGUGACUUACUCUGCCUGCUUGAAGCAGACAUAGGUAUUGUGAUGGGAUCAAGUCCCACCCUAAGAAGAUUGGGAGAACAGUUUGGCGUUUCUUUUAUGCCAUUAUUCUCUGGUUUGGUAAUGAAACAGAGGGAAGUGGUUGAAGUUGGGUCUUCUAAGUGGAAAAAGCUUUCUGGCACUUUAUAUACUGUUUCUAGCUGGGAUGAGAUACAUGCAUUCAUUCUGGGUUCAUGAUCACGAAACCCUCUCUCUGCUUCUGCUGGUGAUUAAGGGAAGCAAUUUACUAGGAUAUAUAGAAUCUCAAAUGUGGCUAAUUUUUCUCAAGGGCCACAGGUCAGCCUUGAUUCUUUUUUUCUUUCUUUAGGGACUGCCAUGCAGAAAUAUAAUAUCAGGGCCUGCUAUCACAGGUACAAUUGUGUAGUUACUGAAACAAGUGGGGUAUCAAGUGUUUUCGCCCCUAGCUCCACUUUUAGUUUUUCCUUGGGAUUGCAUUUAAGCAAAAAUAGUUUCAAAUUUGUUGUAAUAUCAACAUAAAUUUCCUUAAAACAGUCAACGGGAAUGAAUGAUUUUAUUAUGCUAU